This is a messenger RNA of Acyrthosiphon pisum (pea aphid), 1751 nucleotides long. Its product is annotated as arginine-hydroxylase NDUFAF5, mitochondrial. Gene Ontology annotation, biological process: mitochondrial respiratory chain complex I assembly. The transcript has a single exon. Lineage: Eukaryota; Metazoa; Arthropoda; Insecta; Hemiptera; Aphididae. Gene Ontology annotation, molecular function: S-adenosylmethionine-dependent methyltransferase activity. The coding region runs from base 487 to 1524 and encodes 345 amino acids. The record is from RefSeq and is a predicted model, not a curated record. Gene Ontology annotation, cellular component: mitochondrion.
AACCUUGUGCCCGUUCGGCCCCAAUGUCACCACUAAGCAUGCGCAAAACAUCGCAAUUAUUAUGUUACCCGGUCACUCUCAAAUUUUUUUAGUCCAGACCAUAGAAAAGAGAUUUGUCCAGACUCCUGACGUAUGUGCAAGCGAACGGCCCGAUCAAAUCGGCUUCAAGCGCAGUCGCCCAGACUACACGUGAUAUUAUAUGCAUAGCUCUAUUCAGUAAUCAGUUUGUGUUAUCUAAGGUAACUAACAAACACCAAUGACAUAUUGGCUAUCCUUUUAAUAACUAGGUAGUUAGUAAAAGUAAAUCUUAGUUAAUAACUAUAAGUUAAUAGUUAUUGUAGAGCAAAUUUACCAAGUGUUCUAAGUGUUAAAUGACAUAAAUAUUUGUUCUUAUUUUACUUAUCUGUUAAUAUCUUAUGGUUAUUCAAUAGUAGUGUUUCAAAAUAAAACUUUUCUAACAAAAAUCUGUACUGUUUGAUUUAACAAAUGUCGUGUCAAAUGAACAUCUUAAGAAAAUUAGUUACGAAUGCAAAACCAAAACUAUUUAUAAGAAAAUUAGCAACAUUGAAAACUGCAAAUGAACCCACACCAAUGACUGUAUUUGACAGAAAAGCUAAAGUUAUUCAAAAACAACGAGCAGCAAUAGCAGAAGAUAGUUCUGUUUAUGAAUACAUUAAAGAAGAAGUUGGAUAUCGUUUAUCAGAUCGCCUCUUUGAUAUAAAACGACAAUUUAAUUUAGUAGUUGAUCUAGGUUGUGGAUAUGGACAUGUAUCAAAACACAUUUCCAUAGACAAUGUAAAAGAGUUGAUUAUGUGUGAUAUAUGCCAAGAAAUUUUGAAUAAAGCCAAAAAUCCUGAGCCUGAAGUAAAGGUUAGUAAAAUAGUAGUAGAUGAAGAGAAAUUACCUUUUGAAAAUGAUAGUAUUGAUUUAAUAAUUAGUUGUUUAAAUCUCCACUGGGUAAAUAAUUUACCUUCAACUUUCCUACAAAUUAAAAAUUCUUUGAAAAAUGAUGGAGUCUUUUUAGGAGCAAUGUUAGCAGGUGACACUUUAUUUGAAUUACGAUCGUCAUUACAAUUGGCAGGCAUUGAACGUGAUGGAGGUAUAGCCCCUAGAAUAUCACCUUUUGUUCGUCUUAGGGAUGUGGGAGCACUAAUGCAAAGUGCUGGAUUUUCAAUGCUAACAUUGGACACCGAUGAACUAAUUAUUCGUUACCCAUCAAUGUUUGAACUAAUGUGGGACUUAAAAGGCAUGGGAGAAAAUAAUGCUGUUCUACAGCGGCCAUUGCGACUGAACAAGAAUACUAUGUUUUCGGCAGCUGCUAUAUAUGAAAAACUUUAUGGUAAUAAAGAUGAAGACAGUGAUACUAAAGGUAUCCCAGCUACUUUUCAAGUUUUGUACAUGAUAGGAUGGAAACCAGAUCCAUCACAACCAAAACCAUUAUCCCGAGGUUCAGGACAAAUAUCAAUUAAAGAUAUAGGAGAGCUUGAUAAGAUUGUCAAAAACUUAGGAAAGAUUGAAACAUAAUUUUCUUAGUAAUCAAAAAGUUAUAAUGUUCAUAAUUUGUACCCGAUUAUAAUUAAAUGUAUUAAAUAUAAGAACAAUUAAUUGAAUACCUAAUUAUAUAAGUUAAGUUAAAUUGUUGAACAUAAUCAAUCAUUAAGUUAGGUACCUACAUAUUUUGUACAGUAUUAAUGUGUGAAUAUUUCAAGUAAAAAUGUUAAAAUAUAAAUAUAUCAAGCUGUACCCAUGAA